UUGUUGCUGAUUGAUUGGGGAAUCUUUAUAAUCGGUGGAAUCAGAAACGGCGAACCCACUUCUGAUGUGUUUUUCCUUGACUGUUUCGAGCACUCAUGGAACCGUCUCCAAUCUAUGUACGUGCCUCGUGCUUCCGCAAUGGCAUGCCUGAUAGGCAAGAAGAUAUACGUGUUUGGAGGGUGUGGAGAUGAAGCUGAUUCUUUAAACUGGGCAGAGGUAUUCGAUCUCGAGACCCAAACUUGGGAGGUGUUGUUUGUGUUUACCCCCAAGAUGCCCCUCAAUAUUGAACAUAGUGUGGUGAUAGAUAAGGAACUGGUUUACGCUGUGGAUGAUGAGGGUCAAGACUUCUCCUACUCACCAAGUAACUGUUUAUUUUGGACAAGCGGGAAGACAGAUUCUAAGCCAGGACACAGAAGUGAUUGGUGUGUCAUUGGUAAACUAUUGUUCUGUCGUGGUUCUCGCGGGAGAAUACUAUGGUGUGAUCCAGAUGAUGGGUUUGACUGGGAGGAAGUCAAGGGGUUGGAAGACUUCCAAGACUCUUUUUGUGGUUCGAUACAACCGUGGGGGUUGGCAAAGACCAAGGUCCAGUAUGAUAUCAACAAACUCUGCACCGACCCCGCUGGGAACAUUGUCAUCUUUUGGAACAAUCCUGAUAGUUUGGAACUUUGGUCUGCUGUUAUUUCCUUGAAGUCAUGCAAUGGAGGAGGCGAGAUUAAGGGAAAUAUUGAAUGGUCCGGUGCUGUCUUCAAACUUGAUCCUCUCUCAAAGUCGUCAUAUAGCGUUAAUGUUUUAUAUUCUGCUUAUGUUAAUGCGUAA
Molecule: messenger RNA, 816 nt
Organism: Brassica oleracea var. oleracea
Lineage: Eukaryota; Viridiplantae; Streptophyta; Magnoliopsida; Brassicales; Brassicaceae
Product: putative F-box/kelch-repeat protein At3g24610
Exons: 1
Coding region: 115-816 (233 amino acids)
Molecular function (GO): protein binding
Source: RefSeq, a predicted model, not a curated record